AGCCAUGAGAAUGCCUUUCCGAUUCCAAUUGCCUUAGCGAUGCUCAUCCUCUGGAUUGGUCUUUCAGCAGCCCUGUUCUGCUUGUACGAGCAGGAAUGGGGAUAUCUCACCUCUGUCUACUUUUUCUUCGUUUCGAUAAGUGCACCGGAUUAUAAUUCGAAACCGCAGCUCAACGGAAGCGGUUACAAAAAGGCCGACGAAAUCAGAAAUACGGUUGGGCUGGGCGAUAUUGUACCGGGUAACAAAGAUAUGAUGCUCGGAUAUUUCCUUUUGAUACUUAUCGGACUUGCUUUACUCUCAAUGUGCAUUAAUCUCAUUCAAGUAGUUUUAGAGCGAAUUCUUGGGCAGUUAUUGCAGGAGUACAUCGAUGAAAUUGAACGGGUAGCCGCAAUAGCUAAAAAUGAAGUGGAUUUCAGAACUGAAGGAGCUCCAUUUGAAAUGGGGAUGGCUACAGCGCAUCAGAACGGUCACAAUCGUCCGUUCAACCAUCUGCAUGCUCGCUGUUAUGGCCGACUUGACCACAGUCCAAUAAAAGUUUCGACCUCAUGCAGCAAAUUCUUGUUGGUUACGCAUAUGGUGUGCUGGGCAGGCGAAGAAAUUUGA
This is a messenger RNA of Gongylonema pulchrum, 603 nucleotides long. The record is from the annotation of a GenBank genome assembly. Lineage: Eukaryota; Metazoa; Nematoda; Chromadorea; Rhabditida; Gongylonematidae.